GCUUCAAGGCGCUCCAAACGCUAAACGCAAACGGGAAGUUGUCUGCUUUGGAGGCGUAUCCGAAGAAGUCACGUUGCAGCUGCGCUUUCGGCAAAUCUUUGUUUCUCGUUUUUCUUUCCUCGUUGGUCGCACAUUUCGACCAAGGCACGAACACGAUGCUUCGCCAGCGUGGCACUGCCACGGACUCUACCGUCCAUGAGAAGAAGGGCGACGGCUCUUCUUCGUCAGCAAGCUCCGCCAAGAACUCUCUGAAACCGGCCCGCAACCAAGCCAAGACCAGCCGGCUCUUUUCCCGGCUACUCAGCUUACUCGUCUUGGCUAUCCUUGUCAUCUAUGUCAUCAUCCCGGGCCUCUUCUAUGCGUCCCCAUGGAUUCGACGGCAGACAGUGUUUCUCACCUUCGUCAACAUUCCUCCUUUCCCGAACCUGACCAGCCCCGAGUAUUAUGGACUGCGGUGCGGGCAGAACCUGUACGUCCAAUCGGAGCCCUCCGUCCGUCUGGGGGUGUGGUACCUGCCGCCCGAUUCGCUCGUGCGCGCGUCGCCCGAGGGAUGCGGCGGGGCAACGGAGGUGCGUGAUUGGCUGGCGCGGGACGACCGGCCUGUUGUGCUGUACCUCCAUGGCAACGGGGGUUCGAGGGCCGGCGCACAUCGCGUCAGUCUUUACAAAGUGCUCUCCAAGCAGCUGCACGCGCACGUGAUUGCCGUGGACUACCGCGGCUACGGCGACUCCUCCGCCGUCGCGCCCACCGCUGCGUCCAUAGUCACCGACGCCGAGGCCGUCUACCGCUGGGUGCGCGAGAUAGCCCCGCCGGAGAAGAAGGUCCUCGUCUGGGGACACUCCUUGGGCACCGGUGUGUCCGUCUACCUCCUAUCCCGCCUCUCUAAGCCGUCUGCCACCCCCAAAGUCCGUCUCCCGGACGGUGUCCUUUUAGAGGCACCCUUUGACGCACUGCACAAGGUUGCCCAGUUCCACCCUCUGUCUAUUUUCCAUCGGUACCUUCCAUACUUUGAGCCGGUGUUCGUGGAGAGCAUCCGCGACGACGCCGCUGCCAACUUCGACAGCGUGUCGCAGGUGGCGUCGGUGGCGCCGCAGACACCGGUCAUGGUGCUGCACGCCAGGGACGACGGCAUGGUGCCGUUUGCGCUCGGGCGCAACCUGUUCGACGUGUUUGAGGCGUCGCGGAAGGGCGUGAAGGACGCCGCGCCGGUGCGGUUUGCGGAGUUUGAGGCAUCUGGCGGCUACGGGCACAAGCACAUUCAUCGGAACCAGGAUCUGCCACGGAUCGUGAGCGGGUUCUUCACGGGCAUCUUUGUCAAGAAGGUCAAGUGAACAGGCUUGAAGUAGGUGUUUUGAGGGCCGUCCAUGCGGGCGUACGAAGUGGGCCGGCUAGAUCUUGCCCACUUCAUACGAAUCUCAAAAAUCGGUUUCGCGUGGUUCAAUGCCAUAAUUUGCCACAAAAGUGUGGCUAAGUGGUGCAUUUUGUUACAUAAAUAUAGCAAAGUAGAAGCUUAACUGAGUCCAAAGAUACGAAUAAAGUAAAAGAUACGAAAGUAAAAGAAAAAAAGAAUGUUUUUUGUAGCUUAUUGGAGCAUUUUAUUGGACAAGACAGCCAAUGAUGGCAAAACCGUUCAGGUUUUCCUCACUCUUUUUUGUUGUCGUUAUAUAAAUGUUUUGAGUAACCCACAAAAAUAUUUUCCUUUUUUUUUUUCACAUUAUAUGAAAAAGUAAUUUCAUAAUGAUCUGUAGAGAAAUUGGGAUUUUUCUUUCUCACUUGAUCGAAGAAGUUUUCUUGAAUGUUUCCCAGUAACAGAUCCACCACCUAUCCACACCUAUCCACGGCAAAUUACACUGCAGGUGCUUGAGAAACAGAUUUUCGAGAUUUAUUUCGAGUGGAUGAGAUUUGUUUGGCUUCCUCUGUAAUCGAUGCAACACGUUAAAGCAUUCAAAGCAAAUUUGCUGGCUGGGCACGACGCCUUGAGCCCAAGAGAGUGACUGCGGGCUAUAAAUAUAUUGGAUGCAGCGUUAGCAAGUGACGCUGCCGGAGGCGUGGUACUUUGUCCAUGAAAUUUGCCACAAACACUUGGCGCAUCCAUGCAUGUAAACGGUUUUUUAGCGGGUUGUACAUAUGACCGCAAGUUUUGACCACUAGAGAGCUUGCUCUACCGUGUCCUCGCAUUAUAGGCGACUCCAAACCGCCGACCCCAUCGGUUCCACUACCCAAAAAAAUUGGGCAGAGGCAUUUUUAUAUAUUUUUUUAUUUUAACUAACAGUUCUGGCGAAUAUUUUUGAUCGGGAUAGACUAAAGCAAUUGCGUUACAUAAGCUGUCCAAGUCGCUAACUAUGACCUUGUCUGAAGGAAAGUUUGACCUGCUUUGUCUUCCAACUGCAAGUUUAGCUAGAGUCGGGGGCAGUGUGCGACAACACUAUCAACCGUCCUGCCGACGUUGGGUGAUGUCAUUGGCCAAGUCUUCGGAAGAAGUUCUUCGACCGUCGCUGUUUGCUGGAACAUUAGGUUGUGCUGUCUGAUGGGAGCGUUUACGGGAAAGAAGUGGCGUUGUCUCUUUUUAGGGAAUUGGGGGGCCUGGGUAACUCGGUAACAGUGUAAGCAAAUACAGCGCACGCUGGGGCUGGGGCAACCAGCUUUGAGCUUGACGCCACAAGCAGGCCGGCUUGCCCCAUACGCCGUCGUCUGUUUCGGAUGCAAAAGGUUGCUCGGGAGUAUGGAGUCGGCAUAGGUGAGGCUGACACGCCAAGCGAAGAAUAGUGAGAUUUUGAAACUCCGCGAGCGUCGUUGAGGUCGAAGAAUCGCCUCGGCAUCUGCAGAUCUGUCAAAACAUGUUCGAUGGAAAUGUUUGAUCCGAUGUGAGAUGACUUGUAGUGCCUUCUCUGUUGACCCCUAACGUUGUCCUUUGUUCGUGACAUGAUCAGAUCGAGAAUUCCAAAUUUUUAUCUGUUGUCCGACAAUUAAGGAUUUAGGUUGCAAAGAGUCUCGAGGAUUGUGUCCGAUUGCUGACUGUAUUCACUCACAUCACGCAAAGAACUCCCUUUGUUUCCUUAAUUCAGUGUCUUUUUGUUCUGUAAUCAGCACAGGCCUUCACACAUUGGCACUUCCUUUGUUAAAAUUAUAAAAAAAACUACAUACCGAAAUGUAUGUUUGGGAUGGAAGGGGGGGUCAGGUCAGGUUAGGUUAUUUCAGCUGACACCGGUCAUAACUACUGUCACGAAGUGAGAUUAGUAUCAGUGUGCAACUAAAACCCCUGUGGCAGGUUUUUAGGCUCACAGGAACCUGCGGGGCACUCUUGCAAGGUAAACAUGGGAGUCUUGUUUAUUCAUGAGGAAGUAACCGCUUGGCCGUGGUCAUUUGUCAGCUUUUUUUGGGGCUGGCCUCGGAUUCUUGUUACCUUUUGUAGCAGGCCAAUAGCGUUAUCUUGCGGUUGUCGGAUUGACAGACGUGACUCCAGUGUUUCUUUUACAGUAGUAGAGUGUGGUGCUGGUUAAAGGAAAGAAAAAAAAAAAAAAAAAAGCCGUAAUCGUGAAUUUAAUUUUUUUUCGAGAGUUUAGUAUAUUAGCAAAUAUAAGCUUCAUAUCAGUGCAAUCUCGUGCCUUUUAGGUGUCCUGGAUGUUUGUAACUUGUGCCAUUUGCGCUGUUGCUGACGGUUCAACUCUCGGAUAGCCAAAACUGGCAUUUUGUUGUGGCAGUGACUCGGCGCAUGUAGACCUCGUUGCUCUUUGGAAGGUUUGAGUAUUUUACCGCUUGCCAUUGGCCAAACGUUAAUGUGCCAUCCAUGCACAUUAACGUUUGGGUCAGUUUGUAGACUAUAAUAAGGCAAAUGGUGUCAAAGAUGCGGACAAGACGAGAACUCGAGCAAACCACAGUGCUGUGGAUUGAUCCUCUCAUCUUUUCUCGCGUUUUUUGCAUUGUAUUUUACUGAAUUCCAAGGAUGAACUUCUGGCGAGCUUUUGAUACUGGUGUUUGACUUGAUUAUCGUCAGCACGUGGGGAGUCUAGGACCAGAGAGUGCCUUAGGGACGAGUAUAUGUUUAUAAUUUAUAGGAUGUUCCGCAAAUGCAGCUUUACCCUGUGGCCGGCAUUCCGAUAUUUGUGGGUGCUGCUUUGGUUGUUUAUUUUUGCACAUUUAGAAGAAUGCCUAAGAUCAUUAUGUAUGUGUUAGUACUUUUCUUGACAGCCGGUUAUAAUUUAUACGUGAUCGCAGAGCGCAUAUUUUUGUACUGCUGCAUUAUAUAGUGAAUAAAAGUUACUAUACUCUGUA
Molecule: messenger RNA, 4272 nt
Organism: Ixodes scapularis (black-legged tick)
Lineage: Eukaryota; Metazoa; Arthropoda; Arachnida; Ixodida; Ixodidae
Product: lysophosphatidylserine lipase ABHD12
Exons: 3
Coding region: 156-1331 (391 amino acids)
Biological process (GO): phosphatidylserine catabolic process; monoacylglycerol catabolic process
Cellular component (GO): endoplasmic reticulum membrane
Molecular function (GO): monoacylglycerol lipase activity; phosphatidylcholine lysophospholipase A1 activity
Source: RefSeq, a predicted model, not a curated record